GUUGAGUAGUUGGAAAUAAUGGUGUGGGAUAAACAUUCGUAUUUUGAAGUAAUUCAUCAUUAUUACUUAUAUUAGUGGCAAUCGAAUGUAAUUGAGUGAUCAACACUUGGAAUUGAUUUUGGAAAUGGGCAUAACUAGGUAAUUUCACUUUAUUGGGAUGUCUAUUAUGAAGAUUUAUUUGAUCACUUAAUUUUCGUAAUGAUAAAUGAACUUGAUUUAGUUUAUUUCGUAUGGUUUCUAAUGAAUCAACUGGGAUUUGUGAGGUAUCUGUGGUUUGUGAUGGUGGACUAUUCUUCUUCCGACUAGCUAUGGGAGAUUGACUCAUAAUGGUGUAGUAGUUAUAUUGAUGUUGUUGAUAAUUAUAAACAGUGUCAAGCUUAACCUUUUUCAAAAAAAAGUAUCACCAAAAAAAUUUCAAGUGCGAUAUCAACCUUCCAAGAUUUAUUAGAGGGUAUAAAUAUUGAAAGAGAUGAUACGAGGGAAUUGGAGUUUAGCAGCUGAAUUGAAGAAGAAUGAAAGGAAACAACAGACUAAAGUUCAUCAACGUCAAAAAGAUGACUUGAAAAGUGAAAAGCUUAAAGAUGCAAAUCCCAUCAAGAUUUAUCAUCAAAUAAAGAAACUAGAAGCAACCAAUGACAUAUCAGACAAGGAUAAACAAUACCUAGCUAGGUUAAAGGAAGAUUGGGACUAUAUAAUAAAGCAUAAACUACAUCAGGAGAAAGUCAACACAUUCCUAGCUAAAAUAGAAGAAGAUGAAAAGAAACGAUUAAGUAAUGAAUCCAAAUUAUGGGGAUCAAAAUCAAUCUAUUUUAAUCCAGAAUUGAAUCCAUUAGGUAAAGUCCCAAGCUUACCUGGUGAACCAACGUUUCCAAACUUAGUCAAACCUUUGAAAGGUCAAUAUUUUAAAAAGCCUAAAGUGGAUCCUUUGAUUGCUAGUUUGAAUGUAGUUCUACCGCAAGGUGAACCACCACGGUUUUAUAAACAAGUGCAGAAUAUAAGCAAAUCAAAACCAACACCUGCUUCUACCAAUGAUGAUGACCAACGUAAUGAAGAUACUGCAAAAGACAUAGAGAGUUACCAUGAUAGUGAUAGUGAAGAUAAUAAUGACGAUGCUUACGACGAUGAAGACGAAUUAGCACCCGAAGAACAAGACUACAUUGAAAGAAUAUCUAAGAAGCAAAAAUUGCAAUGAUAUAUUAUGUACAGAUAACUAUUUACAGGCUAAUGAUAUAUACAUGAUUUUUUAAUAGAGAUAAAACUAUAUGACAAACCCCAACCGUUAACAAUAAUAUGAAUAAA
This is a messenger RNA of Scheffersomyces coipomensis, 1299 nucleotides long. RefSeq lists its product as uncharacterized. The transcript has a single exon. Bases 470 to 1192 code for a protein of 240 amino acids. The record is from RefSeq and is a predicted model, not a curated record. Lineage: Eukaryota; Fungi; Ascomycota; Pichiomycetes; Serinales; Debaryomycetaceae.